Molecule: messenger RNA, 1617 nt
Organism: Tilletiaria anomala UBC 951
Lineage: Eukaryota; Fungi; Basidiomycota; Exobasidiomycetes; Georgefischeriales; Tilletiariaceae
Product: tyrosyl-tRNA synthetase
Exons: 4
Coding region: 1-1617 (538 amino acids)
Biological process (GO): tyrosyl-tRNA aminoacylation
Cellular component (GO): mitochondrion; cytosol
Molecular function (GO): ATP binding; RNA binding; tyrosine-tRNA ligase activity
Source: RefSeq, a predicted model, not a curated record
AUGACCUGUAACCUUCGCAAAGUACCACGUCUUUUUGAGAGAAGCGACAACUGGACGCAAGUGCGAGUUAGGCGGGCCGAUGUUUUCCUUUCACGGACUUCUUUGCCUGGGAACGUACGGCUCGCCUCACACUUUGCGAAAGAAAGCAACAAGUCGAAAGGCGAGGCAAGCAUUGAACCAAAUGCAUUGCUCCAACAAUUGCAAGCGCGCGGUUUGCUGCAAGACCUAACGUCUCGAGCGGUACAUCAACACUUAUCCUCAGCAAAGCGAACCAUCUAUCUCGGCGUAGAUCCAUCGGCAUCAAGUUUGCACGUCGGCAAUUUGUUGCCUCUGCUGGCCCUCGUUCAUUUUACUCUCGCUGGGCAUUCUGCUUUGCUGCUGGUCGGCGGCGCCACCGGUUCGAUUGGCGACCCAUCUGGACGGUCGAAAGAGCGCAAUGCGCUUGAUCCCGAGACGUUGAACGAUAAUAUCAAGAGCAUAGAAACUCAAGUCAACAAUAUUCUUCACAAUGUUCAAGGCUAUCUCGAGCGCAGAAGAGUCUCGUAUUCCAGAGACACGAAGCCAACAACGUUGGAGAGAGCUAGUGUUGCAUCUGCUGAUAUGCCAUCUGCGCGCCUUCGAAUAGAAGUGAUCAAUAAUGCUGAAUGGUACCAAGGCGUAGGGGUCUUGCGAUUCUUGACCGACGUGGGCCGCUACGCAAGGAUGUCCGAUAUGCUGGCUCGUGAGAGCGUUGCUUCGCGGCUUGGCGCACGGAACAGCUCCGACGACCAAAGUAGCGAGCCCAUCGGAAUGAGCUUCACAGAAUUCUCAUACCAGCUUCUGCAAGCGUACGACUUCAGCGUGCUUCAUGAUGGACCAUAUCAAUGCACUCUUCAGCUCGGCGGCUCGGAUCAGCUAGGUAACAUCAUGGCAGGUGUCCAGCUCAUCCUACGUAAACACAAUUCGACUCAGCCUUCUCGCAGCGAGCAAAAGGAUGAUAUUCUUCCUGCAUAUGGAAUUACGGUACCCCUGCUGACAACUUCCAACGGAGCCAAAUUUGGCAAGUCGGCCGGCAAUGCCAUCUGGCUCGAUCCAAAGCUACUCUCUGACUACGACCUUUAUCAGUACUUCUGGCGUUCUACUGACGCAGAUGUGCACAAGUUCCUCAAUGCUUUGACCCUUCUGCCGCUCGAGGAAGUAGAACGAAUCAUGCAACGCCAUCGCCAAGAUCCAAGCAAGCGCAUUGCUCAGGAAGCACUUGCUUUGGAGAUUCUCGAACUCGUGAGAGGCCCAAAAGCAGUGCAGCGGGCUCGUGAUGCGCAAAAAGUUCUCUUUGGCUCGGGUCUCGAAUCUUUGAAAGUGCAGGAUAUCAAAGCCGCCUUCGACAAUGACCCUAAAAUGGUCCGCCUGACGCGAGAGGCAUUCGAAGGGGUUGAUAUUCUCGCGAUAUGCGUCACGGCACAGGCAACAAAGUCGAGAGGCGAAGCGCGACGGCUCGUCCACAAUGGAGGAGUAUACCUGAAUAAUGUGGCGGUCAAGGAUACCGCAUUCAAGUUGUCGCAGGACUCACUCCUGAAGGGCGUCUUUUGCGUGCUUCGCAUCGGUAAGUCGGAUCAUCGUAUUUUAGUCGUAGAAUGA